Penicillium canescens is the source of this 2088-nucleotide messenger RNA. RefSeq names its product protein phosphatase regulator GAC1. The coding region runs from base 1 to 2088 and encodes 695 amino acids. NCBI's taxonomy places the organism in Eukaryota, Fungi, Ascomycota, Eurotiomycetes, Eurotiales, Aspergillaceae. The transcript is spliced from 2 exons. Gene Ontology annotation, cellular component: protein phosphatase type 1 complex. The record is from RefSeq and is a predicted model, not a curated record. Gene Ontology annotation, biological process: regulation of glycogen biosynthetic process. Gene Ontology annotation, molecular function: protein phosphatase 1 binding; glycogen binding.
AUGCCAUACACUGCGCCGUUGAAGCCGUUGCUCGCCGCGCAGCACAUCGAAUACUCACCUGAACAGCGACCCAACGUGGAUCGCUCCGCCUCGGGACGUUUGCAGAACUCCCGAUCAUAUUCCUCCACAUCCUAUACUCGUCGGCAUCGGAGGAGUCCUUCGGUUAAUACCAAGACGGUGCAUUCCACUUCGGAGCCCACGUCCCGCGCCUCUCCCUCCAUCGACCCACAUGCCAGCCUCCGUCAGUCCCCACCACCGUUAAACAAUGCCAUCAUUCCCCCGGGGGCGGUAAUCUCGCCUCCUGAAUCUGCACCCAACUCAAGUGAUGAGGAGUCAACAUACAGGGGUGAGGGUAUCAGGUUGGGCGAGCUCGAGGCGGCCGUCCGAUCAAUCAAGUUAAGGAGAGAGAGCUCCCCGGAAAGGAUGGGCCCUGAGCAAGUAGAGGCGAAGCCCUCAUCGAGUGUGCCGAUGGCUCCCGAGUCAAAGCCCCCAAAGCCGGCUCAUCUGCCGUUAUGUAAAGAAGCUCGUAAGAUCACUCACUCGCGGUCAUCGACCGAAACCGCCAUUGACCUCAGCCGGGAAGAGGCCCUGACGAGCUCGCCCGAUGAAAGUGAUGCUGAGAUGUCGCCGAAGCCCCCGAUGGUCAGGAAGAAGUCUGGUGAACUGGUUCGCCCGGCUCUUCGGCCCGCGUCGGCACGACGACGUCCUUCUAGUAUGCCUGGCACUCCAGUGUAUUCCAAGGCUGUUCACUUUGACGCCCAGUUGGAACAUAUUCGACACUUCCUGCAGCUCGACCGCCCCCUGGCUGUGAGCACGGAAACCUCUCCAGUGGACACCCACGAUACUGAGGCGGAAUUUCCAUUUGGUCGUGGCACCGAAUCAAAAGGUCCGUCAUGGGAUUGGGAGCUUCGGCUUUCAAAUUGGCCCAAGGAUGUUUCGUCGCACGCUCCGGUUCGUCUGGAACGUUUAUUCUUGUCAGCUGAUAAGAACACUUUGGUCGGAACUGUGGCUGUGGCCAACCUCGCUUUCCAGAAGUAUGUGACUGCUCGAUUCACUUUGGAUUAUUGGAGGACGACUUCGGAAGUGGCUGCAACAUUCUGUCAUGAUGUUCGACGCCAGCAGGCUGUCGACGGAUACGAUCGCUUUUCAUUCGACAUCAAGUUGAACGAUCAAGCGAACUUGGAGUCGAAGACCAUGUUCAUGUGCAUCCGCUAUAACGUGGGUGGCCAGGAAUACUGGGACAACAACAACACCAUGAACUAUCAGGUCGACUUCCACAAGGUGCCCAAGGCGAACCCGACAAAGCCUGCUGGUUCGUCCCGUCCGGCUCUCCCACGGAGCCGAUCGUUCACCAGCACCCACACCAUGCGUCUCCACUCAAUGCCGUCGACCUAUGACUUCGCCGACCUAGGCGACAAGAUGGCAUUUUCGGAUCCCUUCAACGGUGCCAAUGGCGCUCCCUUGACUCGGAACCCUUCGGAUGAGAUCGACACGGUCGCACCGCCGAAGCGCCGCGAGAACACCAAUCGCCAAGCAUUCGGCAACAGAUACGACUUUGGAGCGUCGUUGUCUGCUGCCAUGAGGACAAAGUCAUCUUUUGAUCGGACUGCCCUGUCUGCCCGUGCGAGGUCUGGAGAGACCGUGGAGCAGAAGCCGACCAAAAAAGCUGGUUUUGCGCAGGACCAUGCUUCUGCAGUGAGCGAUACCGUCCGCACCGGUCGUGCGGAAGAUCUGAAACCUUCCUCUCUGGUAUCUAGCAAGCCGCGCCUCGAGUCUUCCAAGUAUCAGGAACUGGUCGAUAAAUAUUGCUUCUUUGGCUCCGCUCCAGCACCGAGCCCAAACCCGACCUUCAACGCUCGGGAGGGUGAGACCCCGAAACACGUCGUUGUGGCAGCGUGCCUUUCACCGCCACUUUCGCCUCGCUCUCCGGCGCCUAUCAAGGCCCCUGUGAUUGAGGCCCCUCGCGAGCCUCGCUCUCACAGUCCCCGUACUUCCCCACGCCCCUCGCCUUCCCCAAUGGCGUUCCACUAUUCUUUUCAUCGCGGCUUCAUGAAUGACCCUCACUCAUCGACCGUGAUUAGAGGGUGA